Molecule: messenger RNA, 1330 nt
Organism: Sander lucioperca (pikeperch)
Lineage: Eukaryota; Metazoa; Chordata; Actinopteri; Perciformes; Percidae
Product: interferon-induced protein 44-like
Exons: 8
Coding region: 273-845 (190 amino acids)
Source: RefSeq, a predicted model, not a curated record
ACAAAACAAAAAAUACUAGAGUGAACAUGAACUAGAUUAAAUGUAUUUUAUGUAAUUUCUAAACUGUAUGUAUAGAAAUACAUUCAGUGUAUGUAUUUAUUGUCUAGCCCUAUUUCCCUAAGUGGCUUUGCCACAUAUCAGGCCGCCAAUGUAAAUAAGAACCUGUUCUUAAUGACUUCCCUGUAAAAAUAAAGCUGUUUGGCAAUGGCAUGGACAUGGAUGAAAUCGCUGGGCAACUCACCCCCUCUCCCACCUUCUACUUUUACUGAACAAUGGAGGGACAUAACAUGGGGCCAGACCUGCAGUUUGUGAAGGAUUUUCAUCUUCUUAACGAUGAUGAACAGCUCAGAGUUCUGCUUUAUGGACCCACUGGUUCUGGCAAGUCCAGCUUCAUCAACUCUGUCGACAGUGCUUUACAAGGCAGAAUCACUUGUCGAGCUUUGCCAGAUGCAAUCUAUCAGGAGAGCUUCACCACAGAAUACAGAACUUUUAAAAUCCAAAACGGAGGACCAGGAACAUUUUACCCCUUUGUCUUCACUGACAUCAUGGGCAUUGAGCAAGGAACCAAUAAAGGAGUUGGUGUGGAAGACAUCAAACAAGCUUUGAUGGGACACAUUAGAGAUGGUUACAAUUUCAAUCCUGUCUGUAAAAUAUUGGAGGAUGAUAAAAACUACAACAAAACCCCCACUCUGUGUGACCGAGUUCAUGUUCUGGUUUGUGUAAUCACUGCCGACACAGUAAAUAUACUGAAUGCUGAAUCUGUGAGAAAGAUGAGGGAAGUCAGACUUGCAGCCAGAGACAUGGGGAUUCCCCAACUGGCUAUUCUCUAUUCUCACCAAAAUUGAUGAAGCCUGCCCAGAGGUCAAAAGAGAUAUAAGGAAUGUCUAUAAGAGCAUGUACCUGAAGCAACAGAUGGAAAAAUUAAGUGCGGGGCUGGGUAUUCCACUGUACUGCAUCUUUCCGGUGAAGAACUACCACUCAGAGAUCGCCACAAAUGAUGACACUGACACACUGAUACUGAGUGCACUGAGAUAGAUGAUUAACUUUGGAAAAGACUUUGUUGACAGCAUGUAGACCUACAUACUGCUGAGGCAAAUUUUGCUUUAGCAGCGUGAAAAGAGUCAGUCUGCAAACAGUAAUGGCAUAAAGUGGGCUUCUGGGUUUUCAUUUGCAUGCACGUAAUGCAUAUCUGCUAUAAGUUGUCAUACAUCUACCUUGCUAAAUAAAGUAUGAACAGGCUGCAUGUGCAUCAGCCUGAUGCAAUUAAAACCUACCCUCACUAUGUAUUUUGAGUUUUUGUAUCAUUAGAUAAUGUAUUGAUUCAGUUGGU